Molecule: messenger RNA, 1700 nt
Organism: Phlebotomus papatasi
Lineage: Eukaryota; Metazoa; Arthropoda; Insecta; Diptera; Psychodidae
Gene: ECSIT
Product: evolutionarily conserved signaling intermediate in Toll pathway, mitochondrial
Exons: 2
Coding region: 101-1243 (380 amino acids)
Cellular component (GO): mitochondrion
Source: RefSeq, a predicted model, not a curated record
CGUCAAUGUGCUUUUGACGUUUCUGAAGAAAAAAUCCGGUGUUUUGGUCUGUUGCUUGAUUGGUGAAAAAUUCCUUGAGAAAAUCCGCGUAAUCAGGAGGAUGACAUCAGUCUACCUCAGGUGGAUGUUGCAGAGAUUGAGACCAGGGAGAUUUCAGUACUAUUCCACGAGUAAUCAGGCAUCAGGGAACAAGGAGAAGAGCUCUGAAGAUGAAGAGGUCACGGAGAAGAGGCUAACGCAUGUGACUUUUGAGAGUAUCGAGGAGAAAAACCGGCAAUCCUACUUGCAAUUGAUCCAGGCAUUUGAGACACAAUCCCGCCACAGGAAGAACUAUGUGGAAUUCAUAACAGCAGCUCUGAGGAAUAUGAAGCACUAUGGAGUUCAUCAGGAUCUGCAAGUGUACAAAGCUCUGUCGAAUGUCAUGCCAAAGGGGAAGUUCAUCCCAACGAAUAGGAUUCAGUCUGAGUUUAUGCACUAUCCCAAGCAGCAGCAGGUUCAGAUAGAUCUUCUGGAGCAGAUGGAGGACAAUGGAGUGAUGCCGGAUGUCGAAAUGGAAGCUAUUCUGGUGAAUACUUUUGGUCAUCGAGGACAUCCGGUACGGAAACUCCGGCGAAUGCUCUACUGGAUGCCCAAGUUCAAAAAUCUCUCACCUUGGCUCCUGCCCAAACCAAUGCCCAAUGACGAUCUGGAAGUGGCCAAAUUGGCUGUCCAGAGGAUUAUGACGGUGGAUCUGCAGGCGACUGUGGAGGUAUUUGAGACGAAGGAUGUGGACAAUGUGCUCGAUGAGACGUGGAUUGUUAGUGGACAGACUCCUAAGCAGAAGGAACUCAUUAAGUUCUAUCGGGAUGCAAAAGCUAUCUACAUUGAGGGACCUUUCUACAUUUGGCUCCGUAACAGAUGUGUCAGCUAUUUUAUCCUACGUGGAGAUGCUCUUCCGCCCCCACCUCCAGACACCACCAACACAGAUGAUGUUGAAACGCUCGAAGUCCCACCGGCAAUAGCCAGUAGUAUGGGAAUUGGAGUGUCCAGCGGUAGGAAGGAAGUGGGAAGGGUACGGAGUGUCCAUGAGCAGGAUGAUGGAACGAUUUUGGCUGUUUGUGUCACUGGGACAUGCUCAAAGGACUCCCUCCUAUCGUGGAUAAGGAUUCUGCAGAAUAAGGGUUAUGAUGAUUUAGCAAAUAUUCCCAUUUUGUUCAAGUUUCAGCCAACAAAGCGAGAGCUUGUUGCACAAAUUUCCACAUAAUCGAGAGAUUUCUAUUCCACCGCACCAGAUUUUUUUUUCAGCCUUCUUCCUUCCUUCCUUUUCGAGGGGGGAAACUUAAAGUGUGUGGGAGUGAAGGAAGUGGAAAUUUUUUUUUAAAAAAAGUUCAUCCAAGAAUCUGAAUGAAUGGGCAAAGACACAAAUUCAGCAUCUCAAUGAAACUGAAGCGGAAGAACAACUUUCAAGCCAAGAUGGGAUUCAAGCACAUUUUCUGCUGCUUCGAACACACAAAUGAUGGUAAAAAGAUGUGUGAGGCCAACCUCCCGCGCAGAAGGGGGAUGCUCUAGAGUGAGAUUGGGCAAAGCUGCAAGAAAUUGGGAAGUUGUUUGUGUGUCUUGUGGAAUAAAAAACAAAAAAAGAAACUCCGUGAAAUUGACGAUGGACAAAAAAAGCGAGAUGUGUUUUUUAAAAAUAAAAACAGAAAUGAUAUUUAGAAGAA